AGCUGCGAACGAGGCGAUCCAUAUUUCUUUUUGAUUGAUCUACAGCCGAAGGCCGGCAUGCAAAAAUGCAAUUCAGGCAGCGAGGAGCAGAAAAGCUGAGGAGCAGCAGCUCACAAAAACCAGAUACAGAUACGGCGAAAUAAAUUCCAGUACAAUUAGCAGUCGCUUAUUUUUGUUUCAAAUUUUUGUUUGUCCAUUUUUGUUUUUUUGUUUUUCCUGACACGCUUGUCGUUGACAUGCAAAGUUACUUAAACCAAACAAAACGAACAUUACACGACAAAAUACUAAAAACUAAAAAAAAAAUCAAGGGGAGGAGGUCGACGUUUACUUUAAACUACUAUCUAAAAGGUCGUCGUUUUCCGGGGGGUACGAGGGGCCCCAAGAUGUUAGCCGUUACAAGCGACCAAAAGACCAGCCAAAUAGUUGAUGGAGUAAUUAGAGAACGUUCAAGUUCGCUUAGAGCCAGAAACAAAACGAGAAACUAUUUAGUUUUGCCAUUUUGACGGUUUUUUCUAUUCUACCCAUUCACGUCAAUCACCGUGAACAUUGAAAAAGUGUCUCUUUGAUAAUUUGCUGAUGGCGAAUCUAAUUUUCUGUCGGGAAUUAUCAUAUAUUCGUACGUUUUAUGACAUUUUAAGCGAACUUUUGGUCAUUAAGGCAGCCAUAAAACGGUGACUUUAGUAACCCGAAAACCAGGAAGACGGCAAUUCGUUAAACUGUGAUUUACUAGCCAUGAAUCACAGUGACGAACGGGGAUGAGUCAUGGGAAAGUGGAUGGAUAGACUUUCACUGUUUCCAGGAAAAUAUGAAAUGGACCAACUUCCAUGGUACUAAUAACAUUUUAUGAAUGGGUUUUAUGUAAAAAGGUUUCUUAGAAUAUGUAAAACUACAUCGUAAAAUGUUUGUAAGCUGUUUAAAUAUUCAGCAACCCACAAAAGGCACUGAAUAAAUAAUAAUUUGAAUAACUGAAAGGGCACCACUCAAUCAAAUUUAAUUCAUUAAAGAAAAAAGGCCUAUCGCAGAAUCACCCAACCAUGUAUGAUUAAUUAAAUAAAAAGUCCCAUUUAAAAACUGCUAAUACCCGUGUUAAUUAUUUUAUUAACUGAACUGUAUUUUAAGCACUCCCAUUGACCAUUGUGAUCGUAAACAAAAGCUUUCAAAAUUAAAAUAAACUAUGACAUAUGUGAUUUAAUCACACCCGAAUUAAACGCCAAUAUAAUCCAUGCAUAGCAUGGGGAAAAAUGUGACAUCAGACCUGCGGUAAUCAGUACUAUAUUUUUGUGAAAUUGUUUCGUUCUAACAGUACAAAAAGCAAUCAAUCUUUUUUGCCAACGUCUCUCGCACGUCCUAAGAAAGCGUAAUUUAUGCGAUUUAAUUUAAUCGCCAGCAUGUAGAGCAAAUAAUCGUUCGUCACUCCAGAUUUGGUUGCUUUCCGCAUAGCUACCAAUUAAGAGAGUUUUACGAUUGUUCAGUUCACUUCACGGUUAGCAUUACCAUUAGCCGGCCCCCAUUAACGUUCUUUUCUUCUUGCCCUCUGCUAAUAUUUCCACCUUUUGAUAUCCCUCUGAGUAACCCCCGAAAACCCCAGACCCCCACUGUUUAUAAAGUGGCCAACUAAUUCGUUAGAAUUGCGUAAACAAAACAUUUUCGUACGCUCAACGCUUUCUAUUUUUUACUUUUUGGCCCCGUUUAAGCCAGCGGCGACAGGAGUAUUAAACCUUAUCUUAAUUAUAGAUCAAUUAUGGUAGUGGAGGCUACCAUACACACUGGGCAAAUAUAUUCCACCGCACAUCAUUAAUUAUAAGUGCAAACUGAAGUCAGCCAUAUGGGAAAGGUAAGCGUGCAAAUGGAACAGAAGUUAACUAAUGCGUGUCGCAACUCCACUCUUUCAGACAAGUUAAGGGUUAUUAAUAAAUUAGUCUGGAAGGUUGUGGUUAAAAAUAAAUGUUUAAAUGUGUAUAUUCUAUAAAAAAUGGGAUCUGUGUUUUUAUAGACAUUAUACCAAACCAAUUUAUGACCAAUUAAGGCAACUCAAAAUAAACAAGAAACAAUUGCAGUAUAAACAGAAAUUAUUCAAUAUAUCAGCCUUGUUUUUAUUGAAACCACGUUAGCCAAAUGUCAAAAAUUGAAUUUACUAAAUGUAUAAAUUUUCUAAAAUAAUAAAAAUCCCAUAUCUACAUAUAUUCGAAACACAAAAAUGGGCACCUGCCAUGAAUUUUGAUGGGGGUAUGGAUGUCCCCCGGUGAUUAGUUCGCAUUAUAUUGUACAAAUUGCACAAUUACAAUUAAAUUAUACGGCACAGCGUAAAAUGUCUGAUUAAUGACAACCACCCCCCAAUUCCGAUCCCCUUGUCAACCCACAAAAAAAUAUGGGAAACGAGAGCAGGCAAACAGAUGUGCGGCGAUAUUCAAUUUAUAUGUUUGGUAUACAAAAUAAUAAUAAUUAUUUUUUAAUAAUUACUGCACUGGGGCCGCAAUCUGUUGUUUCUCGAUGGUCAUUGUUAGUACGAUGAGUGACGCCUUUCUGCUGGGAUUACUAGGCUGCCUCAUAUUGCCGGUUCUGUGGCAGCCAUCGUUGGCAACCCGCGAUUUCGAGAUACGUUGGCGGGACAUCAACUGUUCGGUCGUUGAUCCCACGACAGCUGAGGUCUUCAAGUGCGACAUUGUGGAAAUGCCCAAGAAGCAGGGCAAUUUCCUAAACACCUUGCUGCUGCUCCGGCGACCCAUCCACAAAUUGUGGGUGGAACUGAGUGUGGGACAGAUUGCCAAAAGAAAGGAUCGCUUUGUUCAGCAGCUCCUCAAAAUUCGAGUGGAUGGCUGUAACCUUAUCGGAUUUCAAAGCAAGAAUCGCAUUUUGAAUGCGGUGCUCAAAAAGCUAAUUCAAUCGGGAAACUACCCAGAUUCCUGCCCUCUAUUGGCGAAUGUCAACUAUACGUCCACUCGUUUUGCUCUCAAUCCGGAUCAUUUUCCGACCUACAUGCCGGACAUGAAGUUCAAUACGAAACUGGUCUUUCAGCUGGCCAGGAAUAUUAGUUUGAUCCGAGCAAGUGUGGAUGCCGAGGUGAUGAGACGGUCGUAAAGAGAAAUAUUUCAAUAAAGCACACGGAAAAGUACAUAAAACAUGGGCAAAUAAUUCGAUAUAUUUAUGCGGUUCCAUGACUAA
Drosophila suzukii is the source of this 3162-nucleotide messenger RNA. RefSeq lists its product as uncharacterized. Lineage: Eukaryota; Metazoa; Arthropoda; Insecta; Diptera; Drosophilidae. The record is from RefSeq and is a predicted model, not a curated record.